AUGCUCACCAUUCGGCGCUCCCUAACGAUCACCGGGCCCGCAGCGCGCACCUUCAUCAACCUCUACUCGACUGUCUCGGGCCUGACACGCAAGAACUGGCGCACAGGUGGAGGACCAGCACCCCUCUCGCUCGUGCACGAUCCCGACGCGGCAGACUCAUCUGCUGUGCACACCCCGCCUCCACGGCGGAAGAAACAUGCACAGGGCCCUACACCAGAAGAAUUCUCAGCGCACCGUGCAGCGAUGAAGCAGGCAUUCCCGGAGGGCUGGGCGCCGCCGCGCAAACUCUCACGCGACGCGAUGGACGGGCUGCGCUCGUUGCACGCGACGGACCCCGAGCUGUUCACCACGCCCGUCCUCGCGGAGCGGUUCUGCAUCAGUCCGGAGGCCGUGCGCCGCGUUUUGAAGAGCAAGUGGACGCCGACGCGGGAGCAGCGCGCGCGUUUACUGGAGCGUGAGCGGCGCGGCAGGGAGGAGUGGAUAGCGCAGAGGAGGCUGGACGAGAGGCGGAAACAGCUGGAGCUUGAGAGGCAGAUGGGACGGGUGAGGGGGGUGAGCCGGAAGGACAAGUUGUCGUUGACCUAA
Messenger RNA from Sparassis crispa, 585 nucleotides. RefSeq lists its product as hypothetical. Gene Ontology annotation, cellular component: nucleus. The transcript has a single exon. The coding region runs from base 1 to 585 and encodes 194 amino acids. The record is from RefSeq and is a predicted model, not a curated record. NCBI's taxonomy places the organism in Eukaryota, Fungi, Basidiomycota, Agaricomycetes, Polyporales, Sparassidaceae.